AUGAUUGUUUUUGGAGACAGCUUGUCAGAUGAUGGAGUUGAAGCCGAAGGAGAUAGUCAUGGCUUUUUGCGGAACUGUAACGGUAAAGUAUGGCCAGAAUAUGUUGCCGGGAUGCUUGAGUGUGACAGAGUAAGUGAUAUUACAAAAAUUAAUUUUUUAAAGACACAUCUUCAGUACAUUAACUAUGCAUAUAGCGGAGCAAAAUCUGGCGUCGGCAAUUUUUAUUUUGAAUCAUUCUCAGGAUUAAGAUGGCAAAUCGAUCAAUUUUUCACCAGCAACAAAUUUAUAUCUGAUGGUAUGACCGCAAAACAGCUCAUCGUUUAAGCCUGAACGCACGGGGUUCCUAACAUUGUAAGAAGAUGUGAGCAAGCGCGCUCUAGAGAUUCAUCACACGCUCUGCGACGCAGUGUAUUAUAGGUGCACUGGACAGAAAGGGCGCGCUGUUCGCAAUCUGGACGAAUUUCUAGGCCGCGAAGUAAUUUUCCACUGAAAAUGUGGCCUAACUCUUCAAACUCGGCCCCGAGGUCGCUCAAUUUGCACAGCAAAAAUAGUUUCUCAACAGAGCGCCAUUUCUGUUUGGUGCCCCUAUAAUACGCCGUGCCAAUGUUCUAAUAUUGACCGAAAAGAAUACGUUUGCUUCGCUCCGAAGGCAAUUACCACAUGACGGUAAAUUUGUAAUUAGUUCCUCAGGAAACUUGUUAUUAAUCUAGAUAAAUAAAUUAGCAAUCUAAUUAAGUAUGGUUAUAAACGCGAACGGUCGCGUAUUGUUCGGAACCCUGUGGAACGACACAACAAUUCUAUCUUAACAGUUUUCAGACCCCUUGAUUAUUUUGCAAACGGGUGGAAUUGUUGAUUUUUUUGGUGGCGAAUCAAAUGUGACAGAAGUAAUUGAGAACAUUCAACAGUCUAUAGAAAAUGUCACUCAGGCUAGUAAAUUUCUAACUACGAAUCUGAUUGUAAGCGACCUUAUAGACGUUGAAUUCGGGCACGCUUGUGAUCCUAUCAUUACUGGACGUCUCAAGUAGUCCAGGAGUUCAAGCAGCUGAAGAUUCUACUAUUCUUCAAGAACGGUUGGGAUCUGUCAUCGCCGAAACUAAUAGAGUGAGCCAGUAUGGGUUGGUGAAAUUAUGAAGUUGAUUGCAGAAGCUCCGUCAUAUAGUCUUAGACAGUGAUCUUGGGGCACGCCGAAUGAACCCGUUUCUUCGGGUUAAGUUGAUAGAUAUAAAUUCUAUUGCCUUGGCCGCAAUGCAAUCUCUUAAUACGUCAGAACCAUUCACGCAUCAUUCUCCAAAUGUUUUGUGAGUUUAAAAUGUGUAUAGUGUAACCAUUUCAGUUAUCCAAAAAAUUUGAGAACUGCUUUUCUGAGUACCAUUUCAGACCUCAAUCAGUUUACCGAUAUGCUUACCACGACCUCUGGAAUCCUUCUACUAUUGUGCACUACCAUAUAGCCAAAGAGAUUGUAAGAGAUCUACAACAGUUUUGA
This is a messenger RNA of Caenorhabditis sp. 36 PRJEB53466, 1483 nucleotides long. Lineage: Eukaryota; Metazoa; Nematoda; Chromadorea; Rhabditida; Rhabditidae. The record is from the annotation of a GenBank genome assembly.